AUGGUUCUAAAAAGGAUAUUCCGGACGGUUAUCAUGGGACCUCCGGGCUCCGGGAAGGGCACAGUGUCGGGGCGCAUAGUAAAACGUUUCGGAUUAACGCAUCUUUCAAGUGGGGACCUUUUGAGGGCCAACAUUAAAGCCAAAACAGGUAAAAUUAGAUCAGGGUGCAGUUCUAAACCUCUCCACAUACGCAGAUAAUGGAAAUGGCUGGUAUGGUUGAAGAUUAAAUUAAGCAGAAUUUGAAGUAAUGCAUUGUCUACAUUUACAUUUUAGUCAUUUAGCAGACGCUCUUAUCCAGAGCGACUUACAGUUAGUGAGUGCAUACAUUUUCAUACUAGUCAGUUUCUUCGAAGUAGUCAGAUUGUUCCCACUUGCUUGUGUUAGGUGUUUGUCAUGCAUGAACAGCAGCAGUUGACACAUUAGAUAGCAUUGAUGUUGCUACCAGUACCAUGUGCUGACCCACAGACAUCAAUUCAACGUCUAUUCCGCGUUGGUUCAACGUAAAAUUACGUGGAAACAACGUUGAUUCAACCAGUGUGUGCCCAGUGGGUAAAUUGUAUGUGCGAUAUUCAUAUUGUCAAAUAAUCAUUCAUAAACCAAAAUGAAUAUGAAAAUGUGGGAUGCAAUCAGAUUAUUUGGGAUGUUAUGCACAAAAUGUAACAGAGAGAAUAAACAAAUUGUUAUCCACAAGAUGAUGCAAUGAAGCAUGCGAUGUCCUGAAAACGACGAUGGUGGUUGCUCAUUGUCCUACUCUCCUGGGGAGAAAGAUACAGAUCAAGAGUUUAAAAAGUUUACUUUCUAAUGACCCCUGACCUAAACAUCUGGAUUUUCUGUCUAACUAGUUGUUGUUUUGUUGAAGUUGCUCUUGACAACUAUUACAGAGAUGGUAAUAUACCUAUACCUUGCAAACAAAAUACUCCCCUACAGUAGCCAAAAGUGUGUUUCUGGUCUGACUAUGAUAAUAGAAACAGUUAAAUUAAGUCCAGUUCAUAUUCUUAUCUUGCUGCAAUAAGGUCGAGCUUGACUAGUUUGGAGAGCUGACAAGACCUCGCUCUCAUAUUAUUGAGUGGAAAGAAUGUUUUAUUUUGAAACAAUUUACACACCUCUAUUAUACAGCAGAUCUACAGCUAUAGUAGACCUGUGCACAGGUAACCUGAUAUCUGAAUCACCUGCCACCUGAGCUUUCUACAGUGAAGGUCAUGUGGUUCUGUAUGUAACUGCAACUUGUUAUCACACUGCUCCAGCUUUUACCUUGACUGAAGUCCCAUCAGAUGUGAGGAGUAGCCUAUAGCAGACAACUGACAUUCAAGGACUUUGUUCCCACUUCCCCUUGCUCCUUUUUUUCACACUGGAAUGAUAUGAAACACAUUAAGGACUAUAAAGUUAUUUCUGAACACCCACAUGAAAACAUGACGAGAAUACUUAGUUUUAUUGCCCAUACAAUCUGUGAUCUAGUUAUCAGUUUAAUAGUACAUUUUGUAAGUAUGUACACACUUGGCACACAGCAAGCCAUGUGCCAAGUCCUCAAAGAAUGCAAUAGUUAAAAGAAUGCAAGCCUGUAUUUUUUUCAGUCUAGUGUGCAGCUUAUUUGUUCUAGCCUGAGAUGAGCGCCACUGAGCACAGUAGGCUAGUAUACCUAUGCUGCUCCUUCUAUGGCCCUGGCCUGCACAGCCGCCUCCUCCGACUGUUACAGAAAUUCCUUUCUGCUGUUGGAGUCAGACAAAGACUCAAACUUUUUGGUGCCGGGGACCCCUUUUGUGAUAGCAAAUUAAUCAGGGACCCCUUCAUAAUCAGAACACAACUCGAGUGAGAUAAAAAAAAUAGCAUACAAGGAGUUACUAUGACUUUGGCAGUUUUAAAGCUUAAAUUACAGUGCAUUUAUGUAAAAAAAAAGAAAGAAAUAAUACUUUCUGGAGAAUACAUGAAGUAUUCAGUUGAAAAAUAUACAAUUGGUGGAGUACUGUGGAUACCAAUAUCCCUGUGAGCCUCCCAGAACAUAAAUUGUAGAUCCUUAAUAUGAGGGGAGGGGGGUGGGGGGGAAUUCUGGCCUGAAAAGGAAAUAAUCUACAAAAGUAUUUCGAAACCUAUUAGAAAUAUACUCUGAGUACAUAUCGUAAUCCAUUUGGGUGAUUUUGUCUCUCUUUUCUCGACUUGGUAAAGAUUCAGGAUGUUUUUUUCUUUAAUGUAUUCUGGAAAGGAUAAUAUUUGGUAGAAUAUGUUCUCACUAGAGAAUAUAUAAUAAAGAUGACAGAUCUGAGCUGUUUGUGUUCCUGUAUCUCUUCUUCUGGCAGAGCAGGGAAAUAUAUAUAUUUUUUAUCCUUCCAGAACUGGGUCUUCUGAGAGAAUAAAUAGUAAAGAUCACAGCUCUGAUCCUUGUGUUAUUCUGUCUCCUCUCCUGGCAGAGCUGGGUCUUCUGAUUUAAGUGCAUAAUGUGUACAUGUUUAAAAACUAAAGAUGACAGCUCUGAGCUUUAUGUUCCACCGUGACUCUUGCAGAGCUGGGUCUUCUGAUGAAGUCAUGCAUCGACCAGGGUCAGCUGGUACCCGAUGACAUAAUCUCCCGUCUCAUCCUAACAGAGAUGAGGAGCAUAGAGCAGAGCAGCUGGCUGCUGGACGGUAAGCAGUAAGCACCUGCACCACACUCAUUACACCAACAGAGAGAGAGCAAGAGGAUGACAAUGGGGAAAGAUAGAAAGGUUGUAUCAAAGGGCAGUAUAGGUCGGACUUAAACGAUGACGUGUGUGCCGGAGGCUGCAGCAUUACCGCUAGACCAGCCAGGCCACCCGUUACUCAUCUUUAGGCACACCAUUUAUAGGCAUAGACAAGGCAAUAGGCAUAUGUUUUAAAAGGCAUUCAGUACACUCCAGACACCUUCAAGUGAGUAGGAAUAUGCUUUGGAUGUGUUUUUAAGAAACAUUUACAUUACUUGGAACAGCUUGCUGCUGAACAGUAAACAGCACCUGCACUCAUUAAGCUAUUGGUCUUUGCGCGCGCGCACACACACACACACCGCUCAUUAAGCUACUCAUAUUUAGGCACGCCAACAGUCUCCUCCACCAGCCGACUCUCUAGCCAUUAGCCUGGCUUAAAGGAAAAAUUUACCCAAAACCACUCAUUCAUAUAAUUUACAGUGUGAGAACAAUAUUUUUUGUCAACAAAUGCUUCAUUUUGUCGUUAUAAUAAGGUUGGUAGCAACGUGAAAAUCAUUGUGGAAUUCCGUUGCAGCUCAAGUCGACUACAAAAACCACAAUGCAAUGCUCUCUAUAUGGGCUGGCUGGCUAGCUAGCAAACGUAGCUACACACAAUAAUACCAAAGUCAAUAUCAGCAUGUCAAGUAGCUAGUUAGCUCUAAAAGUUAGACCCUCUGUUAAAUGAAACAUUUCUGGCGUGUAGGAAUAUCGCAAAAAAUGAUCAAUGGCUCAUUCGCGAGAAGACAACCUCCCGCGUUAUGACAUCGGCCAGUAUUGAAAUCUGCCAUGUAUGAUAGACGUUUUCGCGAUCUUAAAGUCGUAUUCCUAUUAACUCCCAUUGUAGUGAGAGCGCCUUUAUCGCAAUGCCACGCCAUACCGUCCGAAUUUCUGCCUGCUUGAACGGCAAUAGCUCAGAUACACAUGAAAACAUGAAAUGACCCAGGGAAUCGAUAGAACAUCACCCAGAGAUCACAAAAACAAUAUAACAUUUAAAAUGGGUCACUCUUUACUUAAAGUAAAAAGGCAUACACGCCAUAAACCUUCAGGUGAGUAGGAAUACGCUUUGGAAAUGUCUACAUUGAAUACGUCUUGAUAGCUUUCAUACUAUUUAUUAUAACUUUGUAAUGUAUUUAUAGAUGAUAGAUGUAUUCUCUUUUGUGGGAAAAAUCUAAUAUUUAUGAAAAUGGCUCUUAAAGGGUUAAAUAACCUUAGACCACUAAGGCAGAUGGACUAUCAGAUCAAUUUGUGUUCAUCCUGGCCCAAGGCGGUUUUCCAUUUCAAAAUAGCUGUCAAAGUGGGAGAUAAAGGCAAAUAGUACAGUCAUGCAUGCAUCAUGUUAAAGGGAUACUUCGCGGAUUUUGGCAAUGAGGCCCUUCAUUUACUACCCCAUAGUCAGAUGAACUAUUGGAUACCAUUUUUGUCUCUGUGUCCAGGGCCGGCCCGCUCAUUAGGCAGGAUUAGGCGGCAGCCUAUGGCGGCAGCCUAUGGCUGCAGAUUGAGGAGGGCAGCAUUUUCCUGAGCUAAACUGACCGAGACACACCUCCAACAACACAUAAAACCUCACAUAAUUCUGCCCAAAACUAAUGACAAUUUCUCUGAACCAGUGGCAUAUGGGCUUUUUAGGUGAGAUCUGAUGCCGCCCUAUGAUAAGCAGUGCCCACUUUGUCAAAGGCAGGGAGGCAAAAUAUUGCUCUUGUCCAUUCCCUAGCGCACCUCUCCAGGGUGCUGUUGGAGAGUGACACUUGAGCUGGGGUUUUCUCAAUUCAUCUUUCCAUGAUUCCUCGCCUACUUUCUCUUAUCCCAUCUCUUCGUCUCCUUCUCAAACAAAUCAAUAUGCGCUGAAUACAACAGGUGUAGACCUUACCGUGAAAUGCUUACUUACAAGCCCUUAACCAACAAUGCAGUUCAAUAAAUAGUUAAGAAAAUAUCUAUUAAAUAAACGUAAGUAAAAAAUAAUAAAAAAUAACACAAUAAUGAGGCUAUAUUCAUGUAGGUAGGGGUAAAGUGACUAUGCAUAGAUAAUAAACAGGGCCGUACGCACUACCCUCUGUAGCGCCUUACGGUCGGAUGCCAAGCAGUUGCCAUACCAGGCGGUGAUGCAACCGGUCAGGAUGCUCUCGAUGGUGCAGCUGUAUAACUUUUUGAGGUUCUGGGGACCCAUGCCAAAUCUUUUUAGUCUCCUGAGGGGGAAAGGUGUUGUCGUGCCAUCUUCACGACUGUCUUGGUGUGUUUGGACCAUGAAAGUUUGUUGGUGAUGUGGACACCAAGGAACUUGAAACGCAUUGGAGAAGAAGGUACGAGGGAAGGGACCUUGGACCUUCUCCAACUAUACAGUUGAGAAGGAGGCGAGGAGAGAUGAGAAGAAUCGCGGAAAGAUGAAUUGGAAAAGAGCCUGACUCUGGGCCUAUCCUUUCCUGUCAGGGUUCCCCCUUGUGAAGAUUGUGAACAUAGAACUCUAGAAUGGACAUUCUCGAGCUAUGAAGGUCUAUAACUUCAACCACUCUAGUGUAUUAAAAAUCUCUAUGGUUACGACUGGUCUCUUCUGUCUGGCAGGGUACCCCCGCACCUUGGCUCAGGCGGAGACUCUAGACGGCGUGUGCAGUGUGGACAGAGUCAUCAACCUGGACAUUCCUUUCCAGACCAUCAAACAGAGACUGACCUCUCGCUGGCUGCACCUCCCCAGCGGACGCGUCUACAACAUCGACUUCAACCCACCCAAGAUAUCU
This is a messenger RNA of Coregonus sp. 'balchen', 5415 nucleotides long. NCBI's taxonomy places the organism in Eukaryota, Metazoa, Chordata, Actinopteri, Salmoniformes, Salmonidae. The record is from the annotation of a GenBank genome assembly.